CUUUAGCAGGCAGACCUUCCCCUUGUGUAGCCUGGUGAUGGGUGUUAGGCAUGCUGUGGCAGAGCAGUUGGGCACAGUACUCCCUGCACUGCUCUCUUGACUACUUGCUAUGGUGCCUUUCUUGGCCUGCCAGGAACACUUUCCCCCCCAAACCUUUUCAGAUGCCUCCAGGAUUUUAAAGCCCACUGCUCUUAGAACCCAUGUAUGCCCUGAAGCAUGCAGAGUAAAUACACAGGGGGCAGGAUUGUGAACCAGGUGUGCAGCUGGGGCUGACAAAGAUCAAAGCCAGUCUGCAGACCAGUUUGGCUGACAAAACUAGAAAAAGCAACUCAACAGGAGUUUUCCUGUGGCAACUGCAAACAUCCGUUCAGAAAACAACAUGGAUAGUACUCAGGCAAUAGGGGAAAAGUGAGCUCCCCUAGCCCAGCCCCUCCCUUCCUCUAUAUAAGGGAGCUGUCCAAGGGGUUGCCUUGCACUGUCAUCCCUUUGCUUUCCAGGGGGAGGAUAUAAGCCUUGUUGCACCUUGACUACUGAUAUCCCAAGCAUGGCUAGUUCCUUAAGUCGCAAUUUAUUCUGCUCUGGCUUUCCUCAAGGGCCCAGACUAAACUGGAUCAGUGCAGCAGGGUUGCAGCCAGGGCUGCUCAGUAUCCAUGGGGGAGCUGGGAGCAUUGGCAGUUGCCUUUCCUCUGCCAGUGCUGCAUUUGUGAAGUCUGUGCCAGCAGGUAGUUAUGAACUAGGCAUUGGAUCUGGUGCUAGUGGAAUAGGCCUCCUUGGUAUGAAUGAAAAGGACACCAUGCAGAACUUGAAUGACCGCCUGGCUGCCUACCUGGAGAGGGUGUGUUCUCUUGAAGAAGCCAACAGGCAGCUGGAGCAGCAGAUUCAGGAGCUCCAGGUGAAAAAAGCACUCGCCAGACACUAUGAUCCAAGUAGCUGCUUCAGCACCAUUGCAGAACUCAGAUCACAGAUCCAGUAUGAGUCAGUGCGCAACUCCCAGCUGAUCCUCCAGAUUGAUAAUGCCAAGCUAGCUGCCAAUGACUUCAGAAUGAAGUUUGAGGCCGAGCUGGCUACCCGGCUGGGUGUGGAGAGUGACAUCAAGGGUUUACGCAAGGUCCUGGAUGAGCUGACAGAGGCCAGAGCCAGUCUGCAGGUGCAGAUUGAAAGCCUGAAGGAGGAACUGACUUAUCUCCAGCAGAACCAUGGAGAGGAAGUGGCUGCUCUCCAAGGUCACUUGGGAGGCUCUGUCAGUGUGGAGGUGGAUGCCAGUCCAGGCAUCAAUCUGGUGAAAACCCUUGCAGAGAUCCGGGGCCAAUACGAGGAUAUAAUCGAGAAGAACCAGAGAGAGGCUGAAGCCUGGCACAAGCAGCAGUGCAAGACAUUCACUCAAGAGGUCGCCACCAGCAAUGAAGCCCUCCAGGCUGCCAGGACAAAGGCAACAGAACUCAAGCGCAUUGUGCAGAGCCUCAAGAUUGAGUUGCAGACGCUGCAGAGCAUGAAAGAAGCUCUGGAGGGCACAUUGGCUGAGACAGAGUCUCACUAUGGGGUGGAAGUGGCACAGCUGCAGAACCUGGUUGCUGGGAAAGAGGCAGAGCUGUCACAACUGAGAACUGACACCCAGCGUCAAGCUAAUGAGUACCAGCGCCUGCUGGACCUCAAGACCAGGCUGGAGGUGGAAAUUGCCACUUAUCAGCAUCUCCUUGAGGGUCAAGAGGUCAGGUCAGAGGCCAAGUCACCUAAGCAAGAAAUCUCACCAGAGGCUGUUAGCAAGGCCCCCACCACCAGGAGGAUAAAGACUCUGAUCGAAGAGCUGGUGGAUGGUGAGGUGGUCUCCUCCCGCAUCGAGGAGGUGGAGCAUCCUCUAUGAGGGGUGGCUGGGAAAGGGCAAGAAAAGGGGAAACCCUCCCACCCUCUACAGCUUCUGCAUAUCCAACCCCUGCUGUUCAUCCAUCCUGCUGAAUUGCCACCUGUUCUUUUGUGCCUCUGGUUUUCAAUAAAGCAAAUGGUAGGGUGA
Gavialis gangeticus (Gharial) is the source of this 2008-nucleotide messenger RNA. Its product is annotated as keratin, type I cytoskeletal 19-like. Lineage: Eukaryota; Metazoa; Chordata; Crocodylia; Gavialidae. The record is from RefSeq and is a predicted model, not a curated record. The coding region runs from base 545 to 1861 and encodes 438 amino acids. Gene Ontology annotation, molecular function: structural molecule activity. The transcript has 9 exons.